Molecule: messenger RNA, 718 nt
Organism: Tuber aestivum (summer truffle)
Lineage: Eukaryota; Fungi; Ascomycota; Pezizomycetes; Pezizales; Tuberaceae
Source: the annotation of a GenBank genome assembly
GAGCUUUCUCCGGUCCAACGCGGUUAAAUUUGAUUGUCUCUCCUGUUCAGCAGAUCCCCCUUGUGAGUGCACCCUGGAUCCAUAAAAAUUUCACUUCAGAGCAAACAAUCUUAUACACGACUUUAUCCCUCAGUACAUAAGCCGAAAUGAAGCACCUCGCAGCCUACCUCCUUCUCGGCCUUUCUGGAAAUACUUGCCCUUCCGCCGAAGAUAUUAAGGUUGUUCUGGGUGCUGCUGGUAUUGACGCUGAUGAGGAGCGUCUCUCCACCCUUCUUAAGGAGCUUGAGGGAAAAGACAUCAACGAGGUCCGUCACACAUGAAAUUAUUGCCCAUUUUUUCUGAAAUUGUGGCUGACUUUUUUCUUCCAAAAUCCAGUUGAUCACCGAGGGCACUACCAAGCUCGCCUCUGUUCCAACUGGUGGCUCCGGCGGUGGUGGUGCCUCUGGUGGCGCAGCUGCUUCCGGUGGUCCCGCUGCCGAGACUAAGGAGGAAGAGAAGGAGGAGGAGAAGGAGGUUCACAGCCCCUCUCCCAACUUCAGGUGGCACUUGAGGGGAAAUUUGCUAAUGAAUUUCAUAGGAGUCCGAGGAGGACAUGGGUUUCGGCCUCUUCGACUAAGCGAAGCAACAUCAAAAUAAAAAAUUGGGUCCCUUUUUUUCUGCUAUAGGUGGUGCAAAAUACGGUUGGGUUACGGUGUUACGUCUGUGGAACUUUAUGGCA